AUGUUCGACAGGAACCUUAUAUCGAAAUCUAUACUGGCUGUCGUGUUGUUUUUUCUUGCCCAGUUAAGCAUCUUCUGGUUCAAUGUCGAACGACUGGAUGACAAAAAGUUAACUCUGGAAGCAGAAAUUCAUUUAUUGGAAAGGAAGCGAGAUCUGCUGAGGGCAAAAAUAUUUGAUUCGGAAAAAGCGGUUUAUCGACUUGAGGUUCAGCUGAAGGGAUUGAAACAGAGUGUUCGGGAUGUCUUACCACUGGCUAUGAAGAGGAAAAACCUACCAACUAUCUACUUUGUUACUCCUACACAUUACAGACCUACACAAAAAGCUGACCUAACUCGUCUUUCGCAGACAUUAGCUCAUGUCCCUAAUUUGCAUUGGAUUUUGGUGGAAGAUUCGGAAAGACGUUCAGAAAAUGUUUUGGAAAUUUUGGAAAGAAGUGGGCUUUCAUACACUCAUUUGAAUGUUCCUACACCAGCAGACAAGAAAAUGAAGGAAAAUGAUCCAAAUUGGAUUUAUCCGAAAGGGGUUUUACAAAGGAAUGCUGCUUUGGGGUGGUUAAGAGUAAACCUUGCCAAUACUGCACGUGGAGUAGUUUACUUUGGUGACGAUGAUAAUACCUAUGACACUCGUUUAUUUUCUGAAAUGCGAUCAUUAGUGAAGGUAGGAGUAUGGCCAGUUGGUAUAGUUGGUGGCAUGUUGGUCGAAGCACCCAUUGUAAAGAACGAUAGUGUUGUCGGUUACAAUUCUGUUUGGAAGCCAAAUCGAACAUUCCCUUUAGAUAUGGCAGCAUUCGCAUUAAACAUUACUCUAGUGUUAAACAGCGAUGCAACUUUUACGUAUAAUGUUCCUCGGGGGCACCAGGAGACGUAUUUUCUCGAAUCAUUAUUUGUGAACAGAUCUGCUCUUGAACCGAAAGCGGAUCUUUGCAAAAAGGUUCUUGUUUGGCAUACUCGUACUGAAAAGGCUAAACUCUCUGCAUCGGAAAGAAAAAAGUUUCAAAAUCGACAGUUGAAUGAUCUUGAGUUGCAAGCAGUCGGUUUCAGUAUCGUCAUUUAUACUUCUGCAUACGUUAUGUUUUUUCUGGGAAGCAGUUGUCUUUUAAAAAAGAAAGUAUUGUCUUUUGCAGUUUAUUCUUUAAACAUGGGAGAACGCAAAGGACAGAAUUUUUACUAUCCGCCGGACUUUGACUACAAGAAACAUAAGAGUUUGAAUGCUUACCACGGGACUCAUGCUUUACGGGAACGUGCGGCGAAGAUAAAACAGGGGAUUCUUAUAAUCAGGUUUGAAAUGCCUUUUAAUAUUUGGUGUUUGGGCUGUAACAAUCAUAUUGGCAUGGGAGUUCGUUAUAAUGCAGAGAAAAAGAAAAUUGGGAUGUAUUAUACGACUCCUCUUUACGAGUUUCGAAUGAAGUGUCAUCUUUGUGAUAAUUAUUUUGUUAUUCGAACUGAUCCUGAGCACUUUGAUUAUGAACUUGUCGAAGGAUGUAGAAGACAAGAGAAGCGUUUUGAUCCUACUACUGUGGAUCAGGUUCCUGCAGUGGAUAGAACGUUUAAUUUCAAGCUAGAGGGCGACAAAAUGUUUAAAGUGGAGCAUCUCGAAAAAGAUAAGUUGAAAGAGGAGAAUGAAAGCGAUAAAAACGAAAAAUUAGAGUGGAUACAGGAAAGAAUGCGAGAUGAUUUUGCCGCAAAUCAAGCACUUAGAAGAUCAUUUCGGAGGGAGAGAAAGGAGUUGUCAGAUCAGCGUUUAAAAGAUGAUGAUUUGAAGAAAAGGACCUCACUUGACAUCCCACUUCUACCAGAAUCUAGUCAAGAUAGCAGAGAAGCCUCCUUAUUAUUUCGGUACCGGACACUUAAAGGUACGUUAGAGUAA
Molecule: messenger RNA, 1866 nt
Organism: Enterobius vermicularis (human pinworm)
Lineage: Eukaryota; Metazoa; Nematoda; Chromadorea; Rhabditida; Oxyuridae
Source: the annotation of a GenBank genome assembly